AAAUGUGGCCCAUGCCCAGGCAGUAUGGAGUUUUAUUCGUGUGUGGGCCGGCAGGGCGCUGUUCCCGGAAGCCCAUGUUAUGGCCCGCUUAAUGACUGCUUGCGGGUUUGUGGGUCGGGGCGUGAAUUGGGCUGGGCUAUGACACACGUAAAAGCAGCAAUACCACGUGCGGCGUGUUAUUUUCCUGAAGAAUUCUCUUCAUGCACGCCCCCAAGCAAAUGAGACAUCAUCUUUCAGAAAGGACUCGUAAAAAUCCCCGAAAUUAAAAGGCAAUAUUUUUCGAAGAGAGUCCAACGUUCUGAGAAAAAAAUUGGUCUGUUCAAUCUGACACUGUCGUGGCCUCCUGGGUAUGUGUAUAUCCGUGUGAAUGGAGAUGGGUGCACAUACGAGAGAGAGUCCGGCAACGUUCUCCGUUGUUCAAACCCUUUCGUCCUGCAGAUAGAGCACGCCUAUUUAUUUGUCGUGUAAUAAUGUACCCGAGAGGCUCCGACAAUUAGCUGUCUCGGCUCCGACAAUUAGCUGCCUGCCGCUGUUCGCGAUCGUCGCACGCCGCACUCGUGUCAGGGUUAGAUAGCAGAAGAAAGGAUGACGGUCGAGCUGGAGUCGCAGGAGGAGGCGGCGGCGGCGGAGACGACGAUGACGAUGGUGGCCGCCUCCGCCGCGCACGUCAGGACCAGCGCGGCGCUCCGGGUGCUGGCGUUCGCGGCGUCGCUCGCCGCCGCGGUGGUCGUGGCCACCAACAGGCAGGACCGCUGGGGCAUCAUCGUCAGCUUCAGGAUGUUCGCCGUCUGGGAGGCUUUCGUGGCGAUCAACUUCGCCUGCGCCGCCUACUCGUUGCUGACGGCGAUCUUCGUGAGGCGGCUCGUCAGCAAGCACUGGCUGCACCACGGCGACCUGCUGACGGUGAACCUGCAGGCGGCGUCGACCGCCGGCGCCGGGGCGGUGGGGUCGGUGGCCAUGUGGGGGAACCAGCCCAGCGGGUGGUUCGCCGUGUGCAGCCUCUACCGGCUCUACUGCGACAGGGGCGCCGUCUCCCUCGCGCUCGCCUUCGUCUCCUUCGCCGCCCUCGGCGUCGCCACCACGCUCUCCCGCUUCCCCAGGGCACCCCCACCACCACCGGCCGCCUCCAGAUGAUGCAUUAGCCACAUGUUCUUUCUUUUUUUCUUUUCUUUUUGUUGCAAGAUGCAGCUCACUCUCUUUUUAUGCGUUUGCUAGCCUAAUCUGUUUGUCAGAA
This is a messenger RNA of Setaria italica (foxtail millet), 1234 nucleotides long. RefSeq names its product CASP-like protein UU-1. The record is from RefSeq and is a predicted model, not a curated record. NCBI's taxonomy places the organism in Eukaryota, Viridiplantae, Streptophyta, Magnoliopsida, Poales, Poaceae. The transcript has 2 exons. Bases 586 to 1134 code for a protein of 182 amino acids.